This is a messenger RNA of Colossoma macropomum (tambaqui), 2553 nucleotides long. RefSeq names its product asparagine synthetase [glutamine-hydrolyzing]-like. The transcript is spliced from 12 exons. Gene Ontology annotation, cellular component: cytosol. NCBI's taxonomy places the organism in Eukaryota, Metazoa, Chordata, Actinopteri, Characiformes, Serrasalmidae. The coding region runs from base 99 to 1784 and encodes 561 amino acids. Gene Ontology annotation, molecular function: asparagine synthase (glutamine-hydrolyzing) activity. The record is from RefSeq and is a predicted model, not a curated record.
CAGUGCUGUGCUCUGCUGUAGUGUUUCAUCAGCCCUGCAGUCUGUCGGCUCGUCGCAGCAGCACGUCCUCCUCCUCCGUCUGCGUCUGAGGAAUCAGAAUGUGUGGUAUCUGGGCCUUGUUUGGGAGCGAUGAGUGCCUGUCAGUUCAGUGCACCUGUGCGAUGAAGAUCGCUCAUCGGGGUCCUGAUGCUUUCCGCUUCGAGAACAUCAAUGGUUUCACCAACUGCUGCUUUGGGUUCCACCGUUUGGCCAUUGUGGACCAGCUGUAUGGUAUGCAACCCCUGCGGGUUAAGAAGUUCCCCUACCUCUGGCUCUGCUACAACGGCGAGAUCUAUAACCACCGCCGCCUAAAAGACCACUUUGAGUUUGAGUAUCAGACCAGGAUGGAUGGAGAGAUCUUGCUUCACCUGUAUGACCGCUUUGGUGUGGAGAAGACGGCCUCUCUGCUGGACGGAGUGUUCGCCUUUAUCCUGUUGGACACGGCCAAUAGGAAGGUUUUCCUGGGGAGGGAUACGUACGGCGUGAGGCCGAUGUUCAAACUGCUGACCGAUGAUGGUUUCCUGGCCGUCUGCUCAGAGGCCAAAGGUCUCAGUCAGAUCACCCACUCCAUGACUGAACCAGUAGAGAUCGUCCCCUUUCCUCCAGGACACUUCGAGGUUUUUGACCUGAAGCCCACUGGGAAGGUGACGUCCAUUCAGCUGGACCGUUUCCACAGCUGCACGGAGGAACCCAAACACUCUGUUUAUGACAACACUCGGAUGCUUGGCACAGGCUUUGCUCUGGAGACAGUGAAGAGCAACAUCAGGCUGCUGUUUGAGAACGCUGUGAGGAAGCGGCUGAUGGCCCACAGGAGAAUCGGGUGUCUCCUAUCAGGUGGACUCGACUCCAGCCUAGUAGCUGCCACUCUCGUCAAGCUGGCCAAGGAGAAGCAGUUACCUUACCCCAUUCAGACGUUCGCGAUCGGGACAGAAGAUAGUCCAGACAUUGCAGCUGCACGCAAGGUGGCUGCACACAUAGGCAGCGAACACCACGAAGUGAAUUUCACCCCAGAGGAAGGAAUCAACGCUCUGGAUGACGUCAUCUUCCACCUGGAGAGUUAUGACAUCACCACCGUGCGUGCAUCUGUUGGCAUGUAUCUGAUAUCUAAGUACAUCCACGACAAGACGGACAGCGUGGUGAUCUUCUCCGGUGAGGGAUCUGAUGAACUCACUCAGGGAUACAUCUACUUCCACAAGGCACCGUCUCCGAAAUGUGCCGCAGAGGAAAGUGUGCGCUUGCUGAAGGAGCUGUAUCUGUUCGACGUGCUGAGAGCUGACAGGACCACAGCUGCACACGGUCUAGAACUGAGGGUUCCUUUCCUGGACCACAGGCUUACGGCCUACUACCUCUCCCUGCCUGAGGAGAUGAGGACGCCCAAGGAUGGAGUGGAGAAGUACCUCCUGAGGGACGCGUUCAAAGAGCUGAAUCUGAUUCCGGAUGAAAUACUGUGGAGGCGUAAAGAGGCGUUCAGUGACGGUUUGACGUCCGUGAGGAAGUCCUGGUACACCAGCUUACAGGAGCACAUUGAGUCUGAGGUUAAUGACUCUCAAAUGGAGAAAGCAGCAAAGCUGUUUCCUUACAACCCCCCCACCACUAAAGAGGGCUUCUUCAUCAGACAGAUGUUUGAGAAACACUACCCCGGCCGCUCUGGGUGGACCCCGCAUUACUGGAUGCCCCGCUGGAUUAAAGCCUGCGACCCUUCAGCCAGAACCCUGUCCAUCUACAAACCGGACCAGGAACCAUGACCACACUGCCUGGGCUCCAUCAGACAGACAGACAGAUAGACAGACAGAUAGACAGAGACAGACAGACAGAUAGAUAGAUAAACAGACAGACAGACAACCAGACGGACAGACAGACAGAUAGAUAGAUAGAUAGACAGACAGACAGACAGAGACAGACAGACAGACAGAUAAACAGACAGACAGACAACCAGACGGACAGACAGAUAGACCAGGAACCAUGACCACACUGCCUGGGCUCCAUCAGACUGGGUUUAUUCUAAUACUCACCAUCAACAACACCGCAGCACAUGGCUUUCAUUCACAACCACAGACAGACAGACAGACAGACAACCAGACAGACAGACAGAUAAAUAGAUAGAUAGGUAGGUAGAUAGAUAGACAGAAAGAAAGACAGAUAGAUAGACAGACAGACAGACAGACAGAUAAACCAGAUAGACAGACAGAUAGACCAAGAACCAUUACCACACUGCCUGGGCUCCAUCAGACUGGGUUUAUUCUAAUAUUCACCAUCAACAGCACCGCAACACAUGGCUUUCAUUCACAGCCACAGACAGACAGACAGACAGACAUCUAGAUAGAUAGACAGACAGACAGACUGACAGAUAGAUAGAUUGAUUGAUUGAUCGAUUAUAUACACAGAAUUACUACGCCUGAUUACUGAGGGUGGAAAGAGUCCUGAAAGGUAAUUUUACAGUAAGACUGCUGUUACUGUAGUGACUAUUUACUUAAGUACAAGUAUUAAUAAAGAAAAUGGCUUAAUGAUAGUGAA